UCGAUUAAGAUGUUCUGACCUACACAGGAUGAUUUCUUGGAUAGACUUGAUAGACUUUUUCAUUACUUAGCGCAGUGGUUAUCUUUGGGACCAAGAAAUUCGCAACAACAACAAUAAUAUAAGUUUCAUUGUAUAUAUAUAUAAACAGACGGCAAACAACCAGGUAUAUAUGAUACGGAGUAGUCUGUAUUGAGAUUUGAGAGAAGGGUUUUAGGUAUAGAUAGAAGCGCGGCUCACGGCUACGCGUGGUCUGCGGUAAAAUCUUUCAAUUUCUGUUUUAUCUUCGCCGUUUCGAUCGCUUUGCUCGUUGAAGAAUUCUUGUAAAUUCUAGGUUUAGGUUUCUUUGCAUCCCGAAUUUAUUAAAAAAACAAAAACAAAAUUACAUAUUUGCUGUUUUGCGGUUCACCUGGAACGCUAUCUAAUCAGAGUGGAGUCUAGUGGAGUAAUCUGAAGCUUGCUGACCGUUGCUAUGGACACUUCAAUUGUCAUCAAGGUUAAGUAUGGAGAGACACUCCGGCGUUUCAAUGCUGGUGUUGUUGAUGAGAAGCUUGCUCUUGACAUAGAUCAACUGAGGGAGAAGAUACUUUAUCUCUUCAACUUGUCUCCUGAUGUUCAAAUCACUCUUACUUAUAUUGAUGAAGAUGAUGAUGUGGUAACACUGGGAGAUAAUGAAGAUUUGAAAGAUGUUGUGAAACAGGAGCUGGAUCCCCUUAGAAUUACAGUGAAACUGAAUUCUGAGAGGAGUGGUAGACCUUCAUCAAGAUCCAGUGGAUCUUCUACUCCCUUGAGAUCUCCUUCCAUGCAGCCUACAUCUCAGAACAUGAAUGCUGGUGUUUCUGAACUUUUAAAGGCAGUGCCUGAGCCUGUGCGUGAAACACUCAUUAAACUGUCUGCCGACUUGGCUUCUAAAGCUACAUCAUCUGCCCCCCCUGUCCUUUCUGAGCUCGUUGAGGCAUUCUCAAAGGUAGGCUUAUCCUAUCUAAACCAGCCACAAGAGACCCAGAGUAAGAAUGAAUCUGGCUCACAGGAGCAACCUUCUGGUAAUGCUUGUGGUGUGACUGAGUGUGGUCCAAGGGUUGAUGAUAUUCCAUCGGAGGUGUUUCUAGACACCACGGCUAAUAAAAUGGAAGCCAUUGUGAAUGAGGUCUUGAAACCUAGUAGUGAGGCAUCCUUGAAAACAAGUGGACCAAACCCUACGAAAGUACCUGAAGGUGAGGCCUUUGUUCCCAAAACUGUCUCUGUUAAUCUGAAUGAACCUUUGAUUGGAUCUGCAGUAGGUGAUCCUGAACCUACUGUGUUUAAGUCUGAUGUUGGCAAAAGGGUUGGAGGUAAGAAAUUUGGUGAUAGUAGUCUAGUUGGAAAGGCUCUUGGUAUUGCGAACCCUGGUGCUCCCUCUUUUAAUGGAAACAAUAUCAAUAAUACUAGAGACUGUACUGGAUUUGGUUCUUUCAAUCUGAAUGUAUCUACAGAUUCUGAUCAUCUGAAGUGGUCUAUUUGGGACUCAGGUGAUUCAAGUUCUGGUGGUUCUUUAAGGAAGAUGUCACGGGGUGAUUUUGGGUCUUCAGGCCCACAACCUCGUCUGAGUUUUACGGGUGGGUGUCCUUUCAGUGGUGUGCCCACAGCCGAUAACCCAUUUUCACCCCUGCCUGUUCCCUUUGAUGUCCCUCCGAAAGGAAGCCAUAGCCACAGUGUUGGGAAUGGUACUAUAUUCCAUAAGGGGGUUCGUUGUGAUGGUUGUGGGGUUCACCCAAUAACUGGCCCUAGGUUCAAGUCUAAAGUAAAAGAUGACUAUGACCUGUGUAGCAUCUGCUUUGCUGAAACGGGAAGCAGUGCACAAGACUACAUCAGAAUAGACCGCCCUGUAAACUAUCGGCACCCCUGGUCUUUCAGGGGCUUAAGUGAUCAUCAUGCCAGGAUGCGAUCUACAGCACCGCCACACAUGUUUAGGGGAAUUGGGGUGAAACCUAGUCGACCUAAACUUGACAGCCGUUUUAUUCAGGAUGUCAAUAUUUUGGAUGGUACCAUAAUUGCACCAUUGACCCAAUUUACCAAAAUAUGGAGGAUGAGGAACAAUGGUAAUUUUGUCUGGCCACAAGGUACCCAACUUGUGUGGAUUGGCGGAGAUAGACUAAGUGAUGCAAUUUCUGUUGAACUGGAGAUCACUGCAGCUGGCUUGCCUGUCGAACACGAGCUUGAUGUGGCAGUUGAUUUCGUUGCUCCUAAUCUUCCAGGCCGUUAUGUUUCGUACUGGAGGAUGGCCUCACCAUCAGGCCAAAAGUUUGGUCAACGUGUUUGGGUGCUUAUCCAGGUUGCUACUUCCACAAUGGAGCCAGUAAAGAAGCCAGUGCCUGAAAAUCUUCGUGGCUUGAACUUGAAUCUCCCUCCCGCAAGCAGCAGCAGCAUAGGAAUCCCAGAAAUGAUUAACGUGAAUCCAGAACCACUGGUUGAAGAGAGCCACAGGGAGCCUAAUGUCUCUUCCAAAUCUGCAGAGUUGGUUGAGCCAGUUGUUGAGGGGACAAACUCAAUGAAGGAUCAGGAGGUCAACUUCCCUAUAAAUGACAGCUUAUUUGUCGGUCUUGACAGCACAGCACAACCUGCUCCUCAUCUUCCUCCUCCUCCUCCUGUAACCACCGGGGGUUCAUCAAUUUCGUAUCCUGUUGUCGAUCUCUCCAAUGUUGAACCAGCUGUGGCACCUGCCAGACCACCACCACCACCUCAUAUGAAUGUGGAUAAACCUUCUGAGGAUGUGACAGAUAGCAAUGAAGUGGAGUUGAGCCUCCUAAAGGAACUUGAGGCGAUGGGUUUCAAACAGGUUGAUCUGAACAAGGAGAUAUUGAGGAUGAAUGAGUAUGAUCUACAGCAGUCGGUGGAUGAUCUCUGCGGUGUUUCUGAGUGGGACCCUAUCCUUGAAGAGCUGGAGGAAAUGGGCUUUUGUGACAAGGAAGUGAACAAGAAACUCCUCAUGAAGAAUGGUGGAAGCAUAAAGCGAGUAGUCAUGGAUCUUAUUUCUGGAGAGAAGUAGUUUUCUCGAGUAUAUCUAUCUAUCAAUCUCAUAAUAAUAUUAUGUGGUGUUGGGUGUGUGCGUCUUAGAAGUUGUGAUAUAUAUAUAUGUUGAAUGUGAUGUGGUUUUGAGUUAGCAAGCCAUGUUAUGUAUGGCUUGUGUUGCUACUCUAAGUGGAUGUUUUAAAUUUUAAUGCAUACCAAUAAUAAUGACUACCAACUUUAUUACUUUGUUA
Molecule: messenger RNA, 3236 nt
Organism: Ipomoea nil (Japanese morning glory)
Lineage: Eukaryota; Viridiplantae; Streptophyta; Magnoliopsida; Solanales; Convolvulaceae
Product: protein NBR1 homolog
Exons: 7
Coding region: 470-3022 (850 amino acids)
Molecular function (GO): protein binding; zinc ion binding
Source: RefSeq, a predicted model, not a curated record